This is a messenger RNA of Diversispora eburnea, 1476 nucleotides long. The record is from the annotation of a GenBank genome assembly. Lineage: Eukaryota; Fungi; Glomeromycota; Glomeromycetes; Diversisporales; Diversisporaceae.
AUGUCGCAAAACGCUGGUCAACAACUUAUUCCCGUACGUGCAGGCGAAAGUGAACUUAAUGUUCAGAGCAGGGGCUCGCAUAUCAAAAGAGCUAUCCCUUUAACUCCUCCACAAGACAUCUUUUCAACCCCUCCACGAAAAAUUCGUACUCCUGAUUAUGAUCGACUUCUUCCCCAACGAUCCCCUAAUCCGGUUCACGAUCUGCAAAUGCAGAUUGCUACCGAAGAAAGCUCCAAGAAGCGAAAAAUAUCGGUCAUCGAAGAAGAAGCACAGCAAGAAGAGGAAGGCCGUCUUUAUAGAGCUGUAGUGGGUCAAGCCAUGAUGCCCUUAAGAGAAACAACCGAUGAUAUAAUUCGUCGUUUGAAUUCCACACCCACUAAAUCGCCCAAAAGAUUGCUGUCAUUCAGUACACCGACGAAACAACACAAUAAUUUUUUUGAUUCGCCGGUUAAGAAUAGCUAUAAUUCGAGUCCGCUUCCAUUGGAAGCACAGAUGAUUUUGACUAGUCCUCGGAAAUCCCCUAGAUAUAUAAGUAGAUCACCGUAUAAAGUGCUUGAUGCUCCGGAUCUUCAGGCAAUAGAUUGGUCUUCUACUAAUGUAUUAGGAGUAGGAUUGGGCACUUGUGUUUAUCUAUGGAAUGCAGUUACAGCAAAGGUAGUAAAACUUUGCGAUAUGUCAGGAGGACAUAGCAACACAGACAACUCAGAAAAUGUCACAUCAAUCAGUUGGAUGCCGACGGGUUCUCAAAUAGCUGUUGGUACAACUCAAGGUCCUGUCGAGAUUUGGGAUGUUCACAAGAAUGAAAGAGUUAGAACGAUGAAAGGACAUACUCAACGAGUAGGUGCCUUGGCGGUGAACUCACACAAUGUACACACUUUUAGUUCAGGUAGUCGUGAUAGAUUUAUUUACCAUAGAGAUAUUCGAGAUCCCAAUGAUCAUUUUAUGAAAUUGACAGGACAUAAACAAGAAGUUUGUGGUCUCAAAUGGAAUCCAGAAGGAACUCAACUUGCUAGUGGAGGCAAUGAUAAUAAACUCUUUAUUUGGGAUAGAACGAACGAUGUUUUUCUUCAUAAGUUUCCUCAUCAUACGGCUGCUGUUAAAGCAAUCUCAUGGAGUCCACACACACAUGGUCUUCUGGCAAGCGGUGGUGGUUCUCACGAUAAGAAAAUUCGAUUUUGGAAUACUACAACUGGCGAUGUUUGUAACCUUGCUUGGUCUAGACAUGCGAAUGAACUUGUUUCAACUCAUGGAUACUCUCAAUAUCAAAUAAUUCUUUGGCAAUAUCCAAGUAUGGAGCAAUUGGCUGUUCUUAAAGGUCAUACAUUACGAGUUCUUUAUCUUUCCGUGUCUCCUGAUGGCGAAAAUAUAGUCACUGGCGCUGGAGAUGAAACAUUGCGUUUUUGGAAUGUGUUCAACAAUGGAAAGAAAGAGAAGAAACGGAUGACUGUGUUUGAUAUUCGCUCUCAAAUACGUUAA